Messenger RNA from Wasmannia auropunctata (little fire ant), 8156 nucleotides. It is a transcript of the gene Rab3-GEF, whose product is annotated as MAP kinase-activating death domain protein. The transcript is spliced from 33 exons. Bases 248 to 6112 code for a protein of 1954 amino acids. NCBI's taxonomy places the organism in Eukaryota, Metazoa, Arthropoda, Insecta, Hymenoptera, Formicidae. Gene Ontology annotation, cellular component: cytosol. Gene Ontology annotation, molecular function: guanyl-nucleotide exchange factor activity. Gene Ontology annotation, biological process: regulation of apoptotic process; regulation of Rab protein signal transduction. The record is from RefSeq and is a predicted model, not a curated record.
AUAUCGCCGUUUGGCUGAUACGGAAUACCGUCGGCCUGGCAGUCGUUCGUAUGGCGGCCGGACGAGGACCGAACGCGGUCGUUCUCCGCGUUAACACGCAUUGCAAAACGUGGGAUAAAUAAGCGAGAGAAUGGUACAAUCAUGAUUCAAGCUGGAAACGACUCUGAGGAGAGUUCAGCAGCUCGAAUGUCCUGUAUACUGCAUUGUAUACAACGGUGACACAGCUGCACCCACAUAGAUCACAGCCAUGGAUAUACAGAAGAAAUUCCUGUGCCCCCGUUUGGUGGAUUACCUUGCCAUCGUGGGGGCCAGGAUACCCGCCUCUCGUCAGCCCGUACAGGUCCCGGAGUUGCUACGUAGAUAUCCGGUGGAGGAUCACAAGGACUUUCCUCUGCCUCUGGAUAUGGUGUAUUUCUGUCAACCGGAAGGUUGCAGUAGCGUGGGACCGAAGCGCACGGCCUUACGAGAGGCGACGUCCUUCACCUUCACCCUCACCGAUAAAGAUUCAGGAAGGACGCGUUAUGGGAUCUGCGUGAAUUUCUACCGACCUACGGAAAGAGCGGGGGUCGUGGCUGGCGGGGGAAUUUCGAUCAAGAGGGAAAAGUACAACACCACGUUUCGCAGGGAAAGCUGGAGGAAGAGCAUGGAGAGAAGCACGGAUUCCGCCUUUUCUAGCGACUAUAGGAGCAGUGCAGUGGGUCCUAGUGAUUCUGAGAGAGAUUGCUCUAGUGGCAGGAGGGAUUCGGACACCCCUCAGGUACCCCACGCUCCGAGAUUGGAAUUCAUCGCACCGAGCGGAGACAGCGAGAGCGGCGGCAGUCAUUCCCCUUCACCACGCGCAUCUCGGAGACGUCAGAGGGUUCGCAAUCAUUCCUUGACUUCGCUGUGCAUCAUCUCGCAUCAUCCGUUCUUCUCGAUGUUCCGUGAGUGUCUUUUCGUUCUGAAGAAGAUCAUCGACGCGUGCAACGAGAGCUUCUCGCCGCAGAAGGUGGGAGCAUCUCGACAGACCAACAGAGACACAGUAUGGAGCGUUCUGACGGGCCAGGCUCUGGGCGACACGCCGUCCAUCGUGCUUCACGACGUUCGCGAGAUCGAGACGUGGAUACUGCGUUUGCUCAGCAGCCCCGUGCCCGUCCCGGCGAAGACGCGUGUCGAGAUUGAGAUAAUAUCGUCGAGCAUACAGCCCCCGUUAUGUUUCGCCCUGCCGGACCAUACCAGGUUCACUCUGGUCGAUUUCCCUCUGCACCUGCCGUUGGAGCUUCUCGGCGUUGACAUAUGUCUGAAGGUCCUCACGCUGAUCCUCUUGGAGAACAAGAUCGUACUUCAGUCCCGGGAUUACAACGCUCUGUCCAUGUCGGUCAUGGCGUUCGUCACGAUGAUCUACCCGCUGGAGUACAUGUUUCCCGCGAUACCCUUGCUUCCCACGUGCAUGAGCUGCGCGGAACAGUUGCUUCUCGCCCCGACGCCCUUCGUGAUCGGGAUCCCCGCGUCCUUCCUACUGUACAAGAAGAACUUCAAGAUGCCCGAUGAUAUCUGGCUGGUGGACUUGGAUAGCAAUAAGAUAACGGCGCCGAGCGCUUUGUGCGAUGACGGUUUGCCGCCGUUACCGGAACCAGAGGGUACCAUCCUGAAGAAUCAUCUGAAGCAGGCAAUGCAACUGAUGGAUCAAGUUGGCUCUAGUGCGAUGGCCAGUAUGGCAGGCCCUCCUUUGCCCUCGCAAGACAUCUCGAUGCGUCUGUCAUUUCAGACGCCGAGCAGAAGAGAAAGCACAGCCUCCCAUCUUUCCAGCUUAAGUGUAACCUCGACGAAGCACAGGCCGAGCAUCGAUCAGUGCGCGCACGUUCAGCACGCCCCAUUGAAUUCGCCUGGCAUGAGCGCUUCAUCGAGUCCACCUCGUCGGCCGUCGACGUCGCAGAUGAUGAGUGGAUCCGGACCGGUCGGCCCGUAUCCGCCGAAGGUGGCUGGGCAGAGCCCGGCGCCCUUCAAUCCCUUCAUCUACGGGAACGACGUGGAUUCGGUGGACAUUGCCACGCGGGUCGCCAUGGUGCGCUUCUUCAACUCGCAGAACCUGCUAGCCAAUUUCACCGAGCACACGCGCACCCUGCGGCUGUACCCCCGGCCGGUGGUGGCCUUCCAGAUCAACUCGUUCCUUCGCUCGCGACCCAGAAAGAGCAGCUUCCUCAGUAAAUUCGCGCGCACGCAGGCGGUCGAGUUCCUGGCCGAGUGGUCCCUCACGCCGAGCAACGUGGCCUUCCUCCGGGUGCAGACCGGGGUGUUCGACCCCGCGCAGAUCGGCGACAAGUCGCGCUGGUACGCGACCAAUCUCGAGCCGAUCUACUUUCCCGUCUGGGACUCCGGUAGCUCGCUGGCGAACGCCCUGAAGGCGAUGAGGGAACACGAGACUCAGCCUACAGACGAGAGCGGCUCCGAUUCCGAGGGUGCCGAGAGCACCAGCUCCUCUUACUCCUCCCUGAGCGACUUCGUCUCCGAGAUGGCAUCCUCCGAUUUGUCGCCGGGUUACAAUUGCCCGCAAGUGAGCCAGCCCCAACAAAUGUCGCUCUCGGUGGAUCCGAAGAACGUUUACAAUCCACCGAGUUCCCUGCAAUAUCCGGGGGUGGAGGAGGGCUCGCCAGUACGAGCCGAGAGUCCGCCGAGCACGUCUUCUAGUCACAGCGAUCUCAGCAGCCCGAGCUUUAACAGGGACUCCGAGCUCGAGUUGAAUCCGAAAAUUCACGAGGGUUCGCAGUCUACUAACGAUAAAGAGGAGGGUGGUAGCUUUGAGUCAGACUCCGCGUCGACAAUAACACCGCGCACUAUCCUGAGCGCACAAGGUUCGGUAGGACAGUUCACGGGGAUAAGCAUGGGAUCUUUAGGCACUCAGUCCUCGCUCAACGACACUGAACGUUCUACCACACCUCACAGGACCUCGCGUAUCAGUAGAUAUGUCACUCCUGUACCACCCACGGGACCAGGUCUGCAACGUCAGCCGAGCGUCGGCAACGUCCUGGCGAGGGCCUCCAGCUUCAACACCGCCGGGCCUCUCCUGCCGCGGCAGAUAAGCGCGGUCACCACGGCCGACCAUCAUCACGAAGCGACGCAACUUCAGCGUCAGGCAUCGGCGGGGCCGGUGAUCAUGCAGAAAUCCAGCAAUGACAACAACACGAUGCAACGACAGAACAGCGGCGGUUCCACCUCGACCGGAAACGGUGUUCUCCGCCAGGGCUCGCAGGGAUCUCUGUUCGAGCAGAUUGCAAGCCAGGCGAAGGACUUGAUGCGCGAGACCACCAGACAGAGCAGCCAGGACGGGAUACUUGCACACAUGGACAAGUUGAAGCAUCAGGCAAAAGAAAAAAUUACGGAGGCAAGUGAGGACAGUCUAUUCGCGCCGUUGGAGCAGUUGACGCAACAAACGAAGAAAGCGGUGGGCGAAGCCACCAAGUCGGUGCAAGAGGUGUCGAAGACCGCGCUGGAGGCUAGCAAAACCGCGGCGGGCGUCAGCAAAAACACGUUGGACGAUCUGACGUACGUCGGCAAGAGCACGUUGGGAGACCUGACGAAAAGUGCCAAAGAAGCCGCCGCGAAGAAAGGCUUGCUCAAGGGUCUCGGAGACUCGCAACAAUCACCAACACACUCGCCGCAAUCUCCCAAUAUGACGCAGCAGCGGAAGGAUUCAGUCAGCAAUCAGUUAGUCGCGUCUGAUUCGCGGGGCGGGGUCGGACGGGACUUUUUCAGCAAUAUUAGCAGCGAUCUGAACGGCUUCGCCGCGCAGACCAGCAGUAUGUUCAGUGAUUUAUUCGGUAGUAAAAAUAAUUCCAAUCGAGGCAGUAGCUUCUUUCCGCAAAAUCAGAAAUCGAAAGAGAAGACUAAUCCGAUUCUUGGACCGUUUCCCAAAGUUGCAGGAAAAACGGGAUUGGUAGAACGUUCCUCGUUGAUAAAACAUUCUUCACACAAAGUCAAUCAAGAAGACGCGCAGAGAAUGCAAAAUGCGGAACGUUCCAGCACGCAUAGCGACAAUCAAGCCUUUUUAAAUGACGUGGUGACGCAAGUAUUAACUGGCGAAGGCGUUGGUUGGCUCAAAUUGAACAGAUUAAAGAAGCUGAUGGAGGACGAGAAUUAUCGGGAUUUGGUCGUGACGAAGCUGAACAAGGGUCUUAAUAGGAAGAUUAGUCCGAACGAUCACAUUGACGAUGUGCCCAUAUCGAAACCCGUGUAUAAGGGAAUGUUAAAGUGCCUUCAAGCAGUAACGCACGGUCUCGCGCAUACGUAUAAUAAUUUUGGACUUGGCGGGAUGGCUUCUGUCUUCCAACUGAUGGAAAUCGCUCACACGCAUUACUGGAGCAAGGAUCUGUCCGAAGGUAGCGGCUUCGACAGCUCUUUGAUAUCGCAGGCGUCUAGCCCAUUCGGUAGCAGAGAAAAUCUGAAAUCUCCGCAAUCUCCGAAUCAGCCUGACUUUAUGGAUCCCACGCAAAAAUCGGAAGUGCCGCAAGUACAUUUGGACGCACCACCGGACACAGGCCAAUCAACGACGGACAUGUUCUUAGACAUGUUCACGAAGAAAGGGAAAUUCUUAAGCAGACUCACCUCGUUCGACUCGGAGAGUGGGCGGGGUGGUGGAACGGGGAGCAGCGAAGCUUUAUCCACUGACGGAGGUAGCAUUAUCACUAAUCCUGCUUUUCGGCAAGCGCACCAAGCUUCCUUCCGAAGCACCGUGUCUGAUAGCGAGGUCGAGCAAGGCAAUUUUCCUCGGCAGGGCAAGCAGCGUUCCGGCAGCGUCUGGUCCAGCAAGUCGUCCCUGAGCACCGGAUUCCGAUAUCACGGCGGAAGUUUGAUACCUACGACGACGUUACCUAGUCCGGAGACUGCGAGAACGUAUCUCUUUGAAGGUUUAUUGGGGAAGGACAGAUCGUCUCUGUGGGAUGAAAUGCAAUUCUGGGAGGACGCCUUCUUGGAUGCCGUCUCACAGGAACGCGACAUGAUGGGCAUGGAUCAGGGACCCGGUGAAAUGGUAGAGAGAUACAAGAGCUUAAGUGAAAGCGAAAGACGGCGGUUGGAGCACGAGGAGGACAGGCUGCUGUGCACGUUGCUGCACAAUCUCACCGCCGUCCUGGUGAUGCUGAACGUCGAAAAGAACGAGCUGAAGCGGAAGGUGCGCAGACUGCUGGGCAAGAGUCACAUCGGUCUCAUCUACAGCCAGGAACUGAAUCUACUCCUCGACCAAAUAAACAAUCUCCACGGAAACGACAUCGAUCUGAAGCCCCUGACGUCCCGGCAAAUGCACCGGCAGUCGUUCACCGUGCACUCGGGGGUCGACGCCGAGGGUGACCUGCGGUUCCUCGAGGUCCGCCACGACGGCCUCGUGCUGAGAUCGGUGAACGGCGUGAUAGUCGAGCGCUGGUGGUACGAGCGCGUGGUCAACAUGACCUACAGCCCGAAGAAUAAAGUUCUGUGCUUGUGGAGGAGGAGCGGCGGCGAUACCGAGUUACACAAGUAUUACACUAAGAAGUGUAAGGACGUGUACUAUUGCAUUAAGGACGCAAUGGAGAAGGCGGCAGCUCGCGGGCGAGGCGCGAACGUGGGCUACGAGCUCGGCGGCGAGUUUCCGGUGCAGGAUAUGCGAACGGGCGAGGGCGGGCUUCUGCAGGUCUGCAUGGAGGGCGUCGGUCUCCUCUUCGCGAACAGCAAGGAUUUCGAGUUUUUUGUAAGACUCGAUCAUAUCCGCAAGUGCUUUACUCAAAAGGAUGGAAUCUUUGUUUUGGAAGAAUUCAAUCCUAAAACUAGACAAGUAAUUCAACGUAAAUAUAAGUCGCAAAUGGCAUCUGAUAUCUGUUACGCUGUCCUAUGCGUAUUUUCUUAUGUGGCGGCUGGCUCCGAGCAACGAAAACAACAGGGCCAACAGCAACAGCAGCAGUCUCAGUCGCAACAGCAAUUGCAACAGCAUACCCUGCAUCCGCAUCAACAGCGCCAGCACCAACAGCAGCAACAGCAGCAACAGCAGCAGCAGCAGCAGCAGCAACAAAGCCGUUAUCCCUAUCAGCAGCACAGGCAGGAGCAAUCACAACCGAGCAAUGUAACACCGCACAGAAACACGCAGUUGGAUCCUCGCCAACACUGACACAGGCAACGACACUCGCUUCCCUUCGUUAGCAUCCACGACAAGAAUAGUUGCGCCCCUUACACCUGCCUACCCUGGGUAUAAGUGUGUUAUCUCUUUUCCAAGAGAGUAUUUCAUUUAAGGAUUCAUGAAACAUAUAUGGGCAAGGUGACAGUUUUCCCGUUUUCGUUUGAUUUCUCUCUCUCUCUUCAGAUUCGCCAACGUUCUUUCCUCUUCCGCGGGGAUAAAAUUAUUGCAAAAAGUUGUAACGAAAAUACGAAAAAAAAGGAAAAAUUGAUAUAAUUGAUCUAAUCGAUAUAUCCCUUGUAGCUUAAUUCGUUAAUAUUGGAUUUUUGCGGCGCGAGUUUUUAUUACGUAUUAUAGUCCUGCGUCGAUGUGAUAGCUGUGGUAUUCUUGUAUUCGUCCGUGCACGUGGAUAUACACCACGUGCACGCGUCACCUAAAGCAAUUAAAUACAAUAAUUAUUCGUAAUUGGCGGUACGAUUUUAUAUAUGAAUACGACAAAAGAGGAGAAAGAGAGAUUGUGUUCGUCCGCGAUUCGGAAGAGUAUAAUAAAAGAUUUAUUUUAGCUCGUGUAUAGUCGGAAUAAGCGGUCGACGAACGCCAAAUUGCGAUGAAUCCUCACGUUGACUUUCAAUGUCAUCUUUCACUCGCGUCUCUUUACUCCUGUCGUCUUUUAGCAUGCACUCGAUCCUCUUUCGCGACGAAACAAUGAUGCGUAGAUAACGACAGGUAGUUUUCUCUAUUCGUUCGCUGUAUCUCUCUUUUCUUUUCUGAUCGCCUAUAAUCGAGUCUAAUCGGCGAUGAUUUCUACGUGUUUCGUUCUGCAUACAGCGUGUACGUGAGAUGUUAGCAAAAAAAAAACCUGUUGUGUGUAGGAUGUGUAGAAAAAUGUGUGCUGUCUCGAUGUCUCGAGUGAAUGUACGGUGGUCAUUGGUUUGUACGGUUUCAAAUGCGGAAAAAAGAAGGAUCUCUCGAUAGCUCGUAGAGCGUUCGUUAGGGUACAUGUAAUGUUCCCAAAAAUAAAAAAAAAAUAGACAUUAUAUAUGAUAUAAUGUACAAUAAUGAUAUAACUGUACAGUACUAAGGAAACACGUGAGACAACAUCUCUGAAACGCUGUGAAAAUUCGCAUCCUCUGCGUUUUCGUAUACAACUCGUGCGAAGUUUAGUUUAGGCGCGCGUAUAAUUAUCAUAUAUAAAUUUAGUUAGGCACGGAGACAGAGCGGAGACACACAACGAGAUCGCGAUUUCAAAUACCGGGUAAUCGGAAUUGGCACUAAUAUAAGUGCAAUGUCUCUCUCUCACGGAAAUUGUACUUUAUUUUUUAUUUCGUAAUUUCUCCCUUGCCGCCGUCAUAUUUCCCCGAUAUCCGAUCAUCGUUAAAUACACGUCGCGUAAAGUAAGUAUAGACGAACAACAAUGACCAGCUUAGGGAAGAAGGUGUAAACUUUAGUCGCGAACUCAGCGUAAAGUAAAACGUAGCGUACGUGUCACUACACGAGAAGAAAUGAUAUAUUUUCUUGCAACGUUUAAGAGGCGUAUAGAUAUUUGUAAAAAAAAAAGGAUAUAGGAUUUGUAAAUAUAACAAUUGGCGGUGUAGUAAGCGGCACGGAGAGAGCACAGGCGUGAAGCAACACACGGCCCCUUUUUAUUUCUCGUCUUUUAAUACGACUAUACAUGUUAGAGCUCGUUCGUCGGUUGAGUUAGGGAGUGGUGCAGCGUUUUUUAAAAGUGAGAGAAAGAGGGAGGACACGUUCUCUUCUAAACAUCUAAAGAAAAUAAGAAAAAAGGAAAAUAAAAAUUAAGAAAAAAAAAAUAAAAAGAAGACAUACACACGCGAUCCUUUGUACCAAGUUUGUCUGCCUAAAUCCCGAUGUUUAGAAGUUCGACACGGUCGAUCGAUCAUUAUCAUUUCGAGAUAUAUCACGGUUAUGCGAUAAAGAAAACUUUAGACCUCUAGGAGAGAAAUUAAUACCUCGCAUUGUAUAGUACUCAUCCAUGUAGACGCCUUACGCCCAAAAUAUACUUGUAGCCAAAUCGGAA